Molecule: messenger RNA, 5393 nt
Organism: Aegilops tauschii subsp. strangulata
Lineage: Eukaryota; Viridiplantae; Streptophyta; Magnoliopsida; Poales; Poaceae
Source: RefSeq, a predicted model, not a curated record
ACUCAAUGAACUAGUCCCUGCUUCAUUGAAAUUUUUCCUGAUAGGAAUAUAUAAUCCAGUUUCUCCAAGAAGCUGUCAAGUGAUGUCUCUGGCAGCCGGGUGUCCUAGCGUGAUGCUACUCCACUAGCUAGCUUUAUAUACCAGUACCACACAAGAAUCAAGUACUCCACAUUGCAACCAACACUCACAAUUAGGAGAGACUGAAACAAAGGUCGAUCAAAAAUGGCGGAGUUCGCGCUUGGUUUGACCAAGGCGGCGGUGGAAGGGACGCUCAUCAGGGUGAAGUCGGCGAUUGAGGAGGAGACGAAGCUGAGGGUGUGUGUGCAGGACGACCUUGUGUUCAUCACUGGAGAGUUCCAGAUGAUGCAGUCCUUCCUUCGCGCCUCCAACGCGGGGGAGCGUGCAUCCCAGAACCACGUGGUGCGGACGUGGGUGAGGCAGCUCCGUGACCUCGCCUUCGAUGUCGAGGACUGCAUCGAGUUCAUCGUCCACCUCGACAAGGCAUCGCGCUGGGACUGGGUGCGGCGCCUGACCUCGUCCCUCGUCUGCAUCGCCAGCCCACCGCUGCCCCUGGACGUGGCGGUUGAAGAGAUAAAGCGUCUCAAGACCAGGGUGGAGGAUGUCAGCCAGAGGAACACCCGCUACAAUCUCAUGGGUGGCAGCGACGGUGUCAACGACGACCACUCCUCAGGUCAGCAGCAUCAGCUGCUUAUGCACCCUGUGGCCCAUGGCAUGGCGGCAUCAUUGGCGACAUUCCAUGACCUAAUGAAGGUGUGGAAGGCCAUGGGAAAGCUACAUGAUCACACCCUUGAUCUGACAAAGUUGAUCAAUUGCCAAGACAGUGAGCUGAGAGUGAUCUCUCUAUGGGGAGGUCUGCAAGCUGAUGUUGUUGGGGAACUUGGGUGGGCAAGUAUUAUGAAGAAGGCAUAUUAUGACGAAGACACCUGCCGAGAAUUCAAGAAUCGUGCCUGGAUAAAGCUGGGUACGCACCAUUCUUUCAACCCGGUAGAGUUUCUCAACAACCUGCUGGCUCACUUCACAUCACAUCAUCACCACCGCUACCAUGACGAUAUGUCUGAGCUCAUGCUGCAAGUCAGCAAGCAUAAGUAUCUCAUCGUCAUAGAGCAAGAAUUAUCCAGUGUUGCUGAGUGGAAUGCCAUUAGAAUGUGCCUUCCAGACAGCAAAAAUGGCAGCCGGAUCGCCAUCUUCACCAAGCAGUUGGGACUUGCCCUUCUCUGCACGGGAGAACCCUACCAAAUAUCAGAGCUUGAGUGCUUCUCUGAUGAUGGAUAUCUUUGUGCCAUUUUUCCCGAGGCUUGUGGGCCUCGCAGCGCCAUGGGUGAAUUCAUCUGGCAAUUAAGACGACGUGCUGGUGUUAUUUCCUUAUUCUGGGACUGGGGGCAUGGUUCUGACAAAAGACAGUUCAGGAGAAGAUUGUACAGAAGCACAGUGGAUAGGUUGAGAGCACUCUUGCCAAGUGUGCUCGACAGAGUGAAUUUUGAAUACCAGUACUGGCAUGAUAUUUCCGCAUGCCCGAAUGACUUGGCCAUUUUGGCCGUGUCCUUACUUUUGGAAUCUUGCCCAAAAGAUAAACGGAAAACUGUAGAGGAAAAGCUCAACGGGAUGGAUAAUCAGGAUUUAUUUGAACGGUGUCGUGAGUUUCUGACUGAACAUGAUUACCUCAUCUUCUUUGACAUGAUGGACACCCAAAAAGGCCUAGAGAGCUGGGACUUGAUAAAACAGCACCUCUUAUGUGAGUCUACUAGAGCUACUAUCGUUGUUCUUACACGUAGUAAACGUGUCGCCACAUAUUGCGUAGAUGGUGAAGAAUGUCGGGCGCUCAACCUCAUAAAUGUGAUGAAGGGUUUCUGUGGUAAACAUGAAUCUUCACAUAAGCUGCUUCUUGGGCGUACAGACGAAGAUAAACUCCUUCAAGGCCAAAUGAAGGAGUUCCCUCUUGUCACGUUCGUGUGGGGAAUUGCUGGUGUUGGGAAAUCAGCUAUUGUCAGUUUUUUUUAUGACCUAGUAGCUUUCAAAUACGACAUGUGCGGCUGGGUGGAUGUACCCCAUCCGUUCAAUUUGAGGGACUUGUGUCGGAGCUUGCUUCUGGACUUUUAUUCGGAUGAUGUUUAUGCCAAGGAAACUGCAUUAAUUGGUAUGAUGGAAGGUCAAGACCCUAUUCAAGGGUGUCGAAAAGUUUUGAGUGAAAACAAAUGCCUCCUUGUUAUUGAUGGCCUCCAGUCCACGCAUGACUGGGACCUGAUAAAAUCAACCUUGUUAUUCGGGCCUGUAAGUGGUAGUAGCACUAUUGUCAUUACACGUGAAGAAAGCAUUGCCACAUAUUGUGCAGAUAGAAAACAAGAUAUUAUAAACGUGAAAGGUCUAGAAACUGGCAAGGCCCUUUAUCUCUUCAGAAAGAUAACUAUUGAUGGGAAGCAACUGCCCUCUCAGGCAGAGACGAUUUCAAAGCUUAUCGUGUCCAAGUGUGGCGGGAUUCCGGAAGUAAUAGUUGCUAUAGGCAAAUAUACACGCGAAUACAUAAGGGAUAAGAAGUUCUUGGAGUCUAUAAAUGCGGACUUCAUGGGAUGUUUAGAGACCAACUCAGUUUUUCCCAGUUUAACAAGCCUAUUUUGUUGGAUGCAAUCCUACUUUGAUGCUUGCUCGGAUGAACUCAAGCCAUGCAUCUUCUAUAUGGCAGUCUUCCCUGCGGAUCAAAGCAUUAGGAAGAGUCGCUUGCUCAGGCGGUGGAUCGCGGAGGGUUACUCAUCUGGUGGUGGUGGCACUGAAGAGGAGAAGGUGGAAAAGCUCAUGUCCGAGCUGAUGAAGUUGAGCAUAUUAUAUCAGGAGCAACAGAAAUCAACAAUGAUAAAAAGCCACUGCAAAGUCAAUGGUUUCUUCCGUGAAUACAUCAAGUCACGACCAAUGGAAGAUAACCUUGUGUUUGAAUUAGAGGGGAAUUGCAGCCCCAGCUCACAACUCACUGGACAACACCUCACCAUAAGCAGCAGCUGGGAUAGAGAUGAGAUUGUAUUCAAAAGCAUGGACUUAUCACGGCUACGGUCUUUGACAGUGUUCGGUGAGUGGAGAUCAUUCCUCAUCUGUGACAAGAUGAAGCUGCUUCGGGUGCUUGACCUAGAGGGCACUAGUAGUGCAUCAGAUGGUACUGGUAGUGUAACAGAUGAGGAUCUGGAGAAGAUCGUGAAGCAGUUUCCUCGCCUCAAGUUCAUGUCCUUGCGAAGAUGCGUGCUCAUCACUUAUCUCCCAGAUGCAUUGGGUUCCAUGAGGCAGCUGGAAACUCUAGAUGUCAGGCACACCUCCAUAGUCGAGUUGCCACCUGCUAUAAUCACCAAGCUACACAAGCUGCAAUACAUUCGUGCAGGAAACACCAUCAUCACAUCGGAGGAGGAGGAGGAGUCAGGGGAGUCGGAGGAGGAGGAGCCGCAAGAACAAGAGUACCUACAAGCCAACAUAUCAGGAUCCGGGUUAGUCCAGGGAGCAUCAACAGGGUCAUGGAAGAAGAGAGUGGGUGAUUUGAAAGAAUCCUGCAGCUGGUGUCUGUCCAAGAACGUGCGCAGAUGCCGACGUGUUGCUACAAAUGGCGGUGGUGUUGAGGUUGUUCCUGCUGCUGCACAUGGGAUUGGCAAGCUGACUCAGUUGCAUACACUCGGUGUUGUGAAUAUUGCGGGUGGGAGAGGCGGCUUCCUUCUGCUCAAGGAGCUUAAGAAGCUUACCCAACUGCGCAAGCUCGGGUUGUCCGGCAUCAACCGUAAAAACUGGAAGGAUUUGUGUUUGACCGUCUCGGGUCACCUCCCUCAUCUCGAGUCCUUAUCGCUACAAUUGUUGUUGCUGGAGGAGGACGGCAGCUAUGACUUUGCUUCUUUCGAUGACAUCUCCAGGCCGCACAAGACCUUAAAGAGCCUUAAGGUAUUUUACACUAGUACUGGAGGUGGUGCAGCCGCAGGCGCUGCAUGCAUAAGGCCAGCCUGGAUCAAUCAGUUUCCCAAUCUCAAAAGGUUUAAUCAUGAGGUGAGGAUAUCAAGUCAAGAUGACAUAGAUAGCAUUGAACAUUGCGAAUGGGAUUCAAAAUACCGGUAUGGCGAAACUCAUAUUUCAGAAUUUGAGCGUGGUCUUGCUAUCAAGCCAACUCAGCAGCAUCUCAGUUUUGAAGAACCUCCUACCCUGGCUCUGAACACCCUCACGAUUUAUUGCAGCAGCAUAAGCUCGACAGUAACUUUUGAAAAGGACAUUGUAAUUGUUAAAGCAAUCAGCAUUUACUGCUGCAGCUCUUGUGGUGGAUCGUCGUGCUUGCAGAUUGUUGGGCUACAGCAUAUAGAGUGUCUCGAGGAAGUCUUGGUAAAGGGUCCAUGCAGCAAGAGCUUCAAGAAAGACUUGCGCAGGCAACUCAAGAAGAAUGAGUUCAAACCUGUCCUGAAGCUGUAUAAGUCGUGAUCGAUCAUAGUAGAUCGUGCUGUUUGCUUGCUUGCUACCUUUUGUGUAUAAAUUAAUUAAUAAUUGAUCCAUUUAUGCUCCUGCAAAUUUUACCACUCGAGUGAGUUUCCUUAAUUUCAGACAGCAAAAGCAGUACUGUGUGGUUAUCUUGUUGCAACUUUUUCAGCUGGCAUGCAUAUGAAUUGAACUGACGGGGGCCCUUAACAUGGUGGUCACAGCUCAAAAAUUCAACAAAUAGGUAGUAUAAUCAGUUAGCUGCAACUGGUUACAAAAGCGUUAUAAGACUAAUCUUCUUCCUGCUGGUGAUGCAGACCAAAAGAAUUAAUGUAAAGAAUUAGCAAGUACAGGUGAUUGGCGAUAGGAGCACUCACUCGAUGAGCAGCAGAUGAUUGAUGGAAGGAUGGAUGCCCAGUUCUUCUAAGAAUGCCUGCCCAAGUCGUACAGCAUCUCGGCGCCCAUAUCUAGCUUCGCCAUGCUUGAACAUUACGGAAGCCGCGGCAGCGAUGUCCGAGCCGAGCAAGUGCCACACCCGUGCACGUAUAGAGGUAGAUUGUGAUGGAGCAUGUAACAGCAUCAACAACAAAUUAAUUAAGACUGCCUGAUGCAUGAGGAAAAUUAACUAAUGUAUUCGAGAGGCGCAGCCGAAUGAACCAUGCAUAUUACCAUACUACUUACUGCUGUCCAAUCCAAUGUUUGAAUGAACACAUUCGUACUACAUAUUCGCAAUCCAAUGCUUUCAUGGUCACACUAGAUAGAAUGAACACAUUCGUACUCCAUAUUCCAUCGAGUCCAGGUAACUGUCGCAGCUCGCUUAAUUAGUCAAGAAUCCAAGCAGAGUCAACGGCUCGCACGAUUGAUGUGUCAUCGGUCAUCACCCUUCCUUGCAAUGAUCAGCACCACCAGCUGCAGCCUGACACAAAAUUCAGUAAGCCCCACACGCAGCA